Molecule: messenger RNA, 1616 nt
Organism: Alnus glutinosa
Lineage: Eukaryota; Viridiplantae; Streptophyta; Magnoliopsida; Fagales; Betulaceae
Product: mitochondrial ATP-independent inner membrane protease subunit 1a
Exons: 4
Coding region: 129-632 (167 amino acids)
Cellular component (GO): membrane; mitochondrial inner membrane peptidase complex
Molecular function (GO): serine-type endopeptidase activity
Source: RefSeq, a predicted model, not a curated record
GCCGGCUGUCAGUCGACUUGCGUUAAAAAUUGCAUCGGGCCUGAGCACGCAAAAGAUUCGAGAGUUUCAAAUCGCAAACGAAGUUUUCACUCGAUGCUUUGCCGAGAGAGAGAGAGAGAGAGAGAGAGAUGGGGUUAGUGAAUUUCAUGAGACAAUGGAGAAGCGGAGCGAAGGAGGCGUUGGAACGCACCGCCAUCGUAGCCAAAUUCCUCUGCUUGCUUCACGUCACCAACACCUACCUCUGCUCACCCACCCUCGUGUACGGUCCUAGCAUGCUCCCCACCUUAAAUCUUACCGGUGACGUGCUGUUAGCCGAGCACCUGUCGCCCAGGCUUGGGAAGGUCGGCUCCGGAGAUGUCGUGCUUGUUCGCUCUCCCGUGGACCCCAGAAAGAUGCUCACCAAGCGGGUUGUGGGCAUGGAGGGUGAUAGGGUCACCUUCUUUGUCGAUCCCCUGCACACUGAUAGGUGUCAAUCUGCUGUGGUCCCAAAGGGGCAUGUUUGGAUUCAGGGUGAUAACAUGUAUGCCUCAAGUGAUUCACGCCAUUUUGGGCCUGUUCCUUAUGGUCUUAUUCAAGGAAAAGUGUUUCUGAGGGUAUGGCCACCCUAUGGCUUUGGAUUAUUGGAGCAAUGAGUAUGAUGAAGAUCAUACAUGAAGGUAUAUCUGGCAUGCAUUACUUUGAAUUCUCCAUGUGUUCCAUCUGAAGGAAAUCUUGUUAAUGUGGUUUAUAAGGAACUGUUAUUGCCUUUUGGUUAGGCUGAAAAGCGUGGACACUCUUCAGGUCGAGACUAAAGUGAAAAUGGCUAAUUCGGUUAAUGGAGUUCAGGCAUGUGAUGUCACCUAGCUAAUCAACCAUGUCAUGCUACAUUGUUAACAUCUUCUAAACCAUCAUCUAAUCAAUAAUUAGAAGAUGCAAUGAAAGAGAAAAAAAAAAAAAAAAAAAAAAAAAAAAAAGGAAGAAACAUUAAAACUAGGAAGUGUGUCUUGGCCUAGAUAUUGAGAUAAAAGCCAUGGCAAACAGAGCCUGCCAAAUCUGUCCGAAUGAGUAUUCACACCAGUGUCUUAGAGCACUAGCAGCAGAUUUCCAACCAUUUUCCCUAUAUUUAGGGAUCAAAACUACUUUUUGCUUCCCUAUAAAAAAAUACCCCACAAUAGAUUCCCUUACUUUUCCCUAUAUCAAUUAAAUAUUAUUUUUUUACUCUUAUUUUAUUCUUUUUCUCUCUUUCCUACUUUUUCUCUCUUCCCUAUAUCAAUUAAUUAUACUUCUUUUUUAUUAAAAUAAUACAUAGGGAAUGAAUAGUAGACAUGUAUACAUAGGGAAUCACUAUUCAUUCCCAACUCCCUCAUCUAAAUAUAGGGCAUCUGCUGUGGGAGGUUUUUUGAUGUUUUUCAUGAAAUUUUCCCUAAAUAUAGGGAAGGGAACCAAUAUAGGGUAACUGCUACUAGUGCUCUUAUAAGAUCUGCUGAGGGUAGUCAACCGCCAAUAAACUGCAACUCAACUGCCACUUCCAACAUGCCUGAAAUUUGUUACCGGAGUUAGCUUUUUUACCAUUUCAACCUCACUAUAGGAGUGUAAAGUGUCAGAAACUAAACAUGAAGCUUGUAUUUUACUGCUAA